Morchella sextelata is the source of this 276-nucleotide messenger RNA. RefSeq lists its product as uncharacterized. Bases 1 to 276 code for a protein of 91 amino acids. The record is from RefSeq and is a predicted model, not a curated record. The transcript has a single exon. NCBI's taxonomy places the organism in Eukaryota, Fungi, Ascomycota, Pezizomycetes, Pezizales, Morchellaceae.
AUGAGCGCCGAGAAUGGGGCUGCCAAAGCUCUCAUGCAUGAGGUUGGGGAGGCGCACCUGCACGAUCAGAUUAAACAGUUAGUUGAAAAGUCAAACCCCGAUACAAGACGCUUGAAUAUCAAUUCUCAGGCUACAUGUAUAAUAGGAAAGGGUGACGUACUUGUAGAACUCAAGCACAAGAGAGAUGAAAAGGAUAGGGCGAAGAAAGUUCCUAAAAGGUCAAGGCUGAACAGGGCGGAGGACGUUCAUAGGGAAAGGGACGGGGGCGCACAUUGA